ACUUUCAGAGCUGGGCCAGAUGAGUGAAGCUUGGCUCAAUAGCUGUGGGAUACCAAUGUGUGUCUCUACACAGUACGUGAGGAGACUGCCAAAUAACCUUAGAUCCCAGAGAACAAGAGUCCAUUUUGAACCCACACAAGCAAAUCAAUUCAUGUUGUCUCACUGUGAGGAAGAGACGCUUGCUGAAAUACCUGCACUACUGUGUGUAUUAAAAUGCCAAUGGAAAUGUGGAUAAUUGUGUCGCUCCUUCUCAUGCGCCCGGCUUUCUGCAGCAUUUCCCUGGAUGGUUUCCACGGCCAGUUCACAUCUCUCAAUUACCCCCAAGGCUAUCCUGACAAUGAGCAGCAAAGCUGGGAUAUCCAAGUUCCGAGGGGCUAUGGCAUCAAACUCUACUUCAGCCACAUCAACAUUGAGCCAUCAGCCAACUGUGCCUAUGACUAUGUGCAGAUCUUUUGUGAUGAAGCACUUCAUCCUCCAAUCUGUGGCAGUAGCAAAGAGGAGGGAGAUUUCCAAUUCCCCCAAGAAUACCAGACCACAGGAAAUUGGAUGAAAGUCACUUUUAAAUCAGAUUUCUCCAAUGAAGAACGUUAUACUGGAUUUGUUGCCUACUAUACAGCAGUUGAUGUCGAUGAAUGUAAGGAAGAGGAUCCUUGCAGCCAUUAUUGCAACAACUAUAUUGGAGGAUUUCAUUGCUCCUGCCGCCCAGGCUACUUCUUGCAAGAAAACCAAAGAAUCUGUGGGGUGAACUGCAGUGGGGAAGUGUUCACAAAAUUCAAGGGUAUCAUCACCAGCCCAAAUUAUCCUGAAACUUAUGCAGAGAAUUCCGAGUGCCAUUACAGAAUCCAGAUCGACCCAGGAUUUGAGGUGAUCCUGCAAUUCACAGAGGACUUCGAGGUGGAAGGGGAUCCUUCAACUGGCUGUUUGUCUGAUAUCCUGAAGAUCACAUCCGGAGCCAAGGAAUAUGGCCCCUUCUGUGGAGAUAGUGCUCCGGUUAUUCAUGAACUUCUGUCAAAUGAGGUGGAGAUAACUUUCCGCACCGAUGAUCAAGGAGAGAAGAAAGGGUGGAAAAUAAUGUACAAAUCAACCGCCAAGCAAUGUCCCACUUACAUCUUGGAGCAUAAUGUUAUUCAGCCGAAUAAAUCAGAGUAUGAUUAUAAGGACAUUGUACAACUGAGCUGUGAUGUUGGGUUUGAGCUCUACGAUUCAAAGCAAAAAGAGCACAUCAGUUCCGCCAUGCUGCAUUGCCAGAAGGAUGGGACAUGGAACAGUGACUCAUAUUCUUGCAGACCUGUGAACUGCGGACCUCCCAGUAAACUGACAAAUGGACGUGAGAACUUCACAUCCACAGUUUACAGACACUGGAAUACGUACAGCUGUGAAGAACCAUACUAUAAACUUGAAGGAAACGCUGUCUUCGAAUGCUCGGCUGAUGCUGAAUGGGUGGACGUUACGAGUCACCAGACGACCAUGCCCAAGUGUAAACCAGUCUGUGGGAUGAGCCGACUCUCCUCUAAACCUGGGCGCAUCUUCGGUGGCAGACCAGCUGAGUUGGGCGAUUUUCCCUGGCAGCUGCGUUUGAUCAUUGGUGGAUCUGCAUAUGGGGGUGGAGCCCUGAUAUCCGAUGGUUGGGUGCUGACGGCUGCUCAUCUCUUUGACAAUUCGCAUCAGGUGAAUAUCCAUGGUGGGAUUGUUGACAUGAGACAUAGGUCACGAGAAAACCAACUCCCUGUGGAAGAGGUCAUUGUGCACCCAGACUAUAGGAAACAAGUCCAAAUGAUCUGUGCUGGAAAAAGUGGUGUGGACUCCUGCCAGGGUGACAGUGGGGGACCCUUUGUGUUCAAGGAGGCCCAGGACCAGAAUCGUUAUGUGACCAGGGGCAUUGUGUCUUUUGGACCCAAGAAUUGUGGCGUUAAUGGGGUGUACACUGAUGUGGAGAAGUAUCUGGACUGGAUUGACACAACCAUAAAGAAAUACGAAAGCAACGAGGAGAACUGAAUUAAUCCAUUGUGUUGUCAAUCACAAUAAAGUGUAAUGGUGAAUUUGUGUAUUUCCCUCUUUCUUGCCAUUUCCCUUUCUGUCUCUUUGUGUUCCUCUUUUUCUCCUUCUGAGAAACAAGAUGUUUUGUGGAGGUCAUACCCUUCUUCCUAUUUCUCAGUCUCUUUCUCACACUAUCUCUGUCUUCAAAUCUCUCUCUCUUUCACUUUCCAUAUGUGAAGUUAAUUGAAAUGAAAUAGUUCUGCUUCCCAUUUAAAAUGAUGACACCCCA
Chiloscyllium plagiosum (whitespotted bambooshark) is the source of this 2266-nucleotide messenger RNA. Its product is annotated as complement C1s subcomponent-like. Gene Ontology annotation, biological process: proteolysis; complement activation. Gene Ontology annotation, cellular component: extracellular region. The record is from RefSeq and is a predicted model, not a curated record. Gene Ontology annotation, molecular function: serine-type endopeptidase activity; calcium ion binding. NCBI's taxonomy places the organism in Eukaryota, Metazoa, Chordata, Chondrichthyes, Orectolobiformes, Hemiscylliidae.